AUGGACGGACAGGACGCCAAACCCCUGGCGGCUGACCGUACGCUGAAGCUGGAAAAUACGGAAAAACGUGACACUCUGAUUGCCGACGAGCUGCGGUUCCAAGAUGAGUGGGCCAAGGCCAAGCACUUUGAGCAGGAUGCUCCCCUGCCCUCCGAGCCCGAGCAGGACAAGCUCUUCACGACCAUGGCCUACCCCUACAUGAACGGCAGUCUGCACGCCGGCCACUGCUUCACAUUCUCCAAAGUCGAGUUCAUGACCGGCUUCGCCCGCAUGGAGGGCCGCCGCGCCCUGCUGCCCCAGGGCUUCCACUGCACCGGCAUGCCGAUCAAGGCUGCCGCCGACAAGCUGACGAGAGAGGUGGAGAUGUUCGGCCAGUUCUUUGAGCGUGCGCCCGGCGCCGAAGAGGAGCAGGGCCUGGCCAUCCGCCCCGCGGCGGGUGCUGAGGCCCCUGCUGCUGCUGCUGCUGCUGCUGCUGCUGCCGACGCGGCUCCCGCAGACGCCAAGGCGAAGACGGACAUGAGCAAGUUCAGCAGCAGCAAGAGCAAGGCUGUCGCCAAGAGCGGCAAGACCAAGUACCAGUAUGAGAUCAUGGUGUCCCUGGGCUUCGACCUGAAGGAGAUCCACAAGUUCACCGACCCCGAGCACUGGCUGCAGGUGUUCCCUGAGCGCUGCGAGACCGACCUGCGCCGCAUGGGUGCCCGCGUCGACUGGCGCCGCUCCUUCGUCACCACCCCCGCCAACCUGUACUACGACGCGUUUGUCCGCUGGCAGAUUACCCGCCUGCGCGAGCUGGGCAAGAUCAAGUUCGGCAAGCGCUACACCGUCUACAGCCCCAAGGAUGGCCAGCCCUGCCUGGACCACGACCGCAGCUCCGGUGAGGGUAUCACCGUCCAGGAGUACGUCGCCCUCAAGAUGAAGACCCUGGCGUGGUCCGAGACCGCCAAGCAGAUCAUCGGCGACAAGAUCCCCACCGACGCCGAUGUCUACUUCGUCCCCGCCACCCUGCGCCCCGAAACCAUGUACGGCCAGAUUUGCUGCUUCGUCGGCCCCAGCGUCGCCUACGGCAUCUUCAAGGCCCCCGUCGCCGGCAAGGAGGGCAAGGAGGGCAAGUUCGAGUACUACCUGUGCACAGAGCGCGCUGCGCGCAACAUGGCGUACCAGAACGUCUUGCCGUGGGGCGCGUUCGAGUCCGUCGUGCAGCUGAUGGGCUCCGACGUCAUCGGGACCCUGGUCAACGCCCCGCUGUCCGUCUACGAGAAGGUGUACAUCCUGCCCAUGCAGACCCUGAAGCCCACCAAGGGUACCGGAGUCGUCACGUGCGUGCCAUCCGACAGCCCCGACGACUACGCCACCGUCACGGAUCUGCUGCGCAAGCCGGAGUACUACCACAUCCAGAAGGAGUGGCUGGACAAGGACAUUCUGCCCGUCAUUCAGACCCCCUCGUCCGACCUCAUUGCCAAGUUUUUGGUCGAGAAGCUGAAGAUCAACUCGCCCAAGGACACGAAGCUGCUGGAGCAGGCCAAGGAGCAGGCAUACAAGGAGGGCUUCUACCAGGGCACCAUGCUGGUCGGCGCGCACAAGGGCACGCCCGUACAGGACGCCAAACCCCUGAUCCGCAAGCAGCUGCUGGAUGCCGGCCUGGCCUUCAACUACGCCGAGCCCGAUGGCGAAGUCAUCUCCCGCUCCGCCGACGUAUGCGUUGCCGCGUACCUGGACCAGUGGUACCUGAACUACGGCACGACCGAAAACGGCGGCGACGGCGAGUGGUGCGAGCAGGUGCUGGACGCUCUGGAGGACGGCACCGUCAACUGCUUCUACCCGGAGGCGAAGCACGCGUUUGAGCAGACGCUGAACUGGCUGGGCCACUGGGCGUGCUCGCGCUCGUACGGCCUGGGCACCAAGCUGCCGUGGGACGUCUCGCAGCUGGUCGAGAGUCUGAGCGACAGCACCGUCUACAUGGCGUACUACACCGUCUGCGUGUACCUGCACAGCGACAUCUUUGGCAAGACGCCCGGCAAGGCCUCCAAGCCGAUCACGCCGCAGCAGAUGACCAACGAGGUCUGGGACUACGUCUUCUGCCGCACCGACGCGGUGGAGAGCGACAUCCCCAGGGAGGACCUGGAGGGCAUGCGCCGCGAGUUCCAGUACUUUUACCCGCUGGAUGCGCGCAUCUCGGGCAAGGACCUGAUCAACAACCACCUGACGUUCUGCCUGUACCACCACGCCGCCCUGUUCCCCAAGCAGUACUGGCCGCGCGGCAUGCGCGUCAACGGCCACCUGCUGAUCAAUGGCCAGAAGAUGAGCAAGAGCACGGGCAACUUUUUGACGCUGCGCGAGUCCACCGAGAAGUUCGGCGCCGAUGCCACGCGCGUCGCCCUGGCCGAUGCCGGCGACGGUAUUGAGGACGCCAACUUUGAGGAGUCGGUGGCCAACGCCACGAUUCUGCGGCUGUACGAGCUGCGCAAGUGGGCGCAGGAGACGGUCGCCGACACCACGCUGCGCACGGGCGAGCUGGGUCUGUUCGACAAGAUGUUUGACAACGAGAUGAACACGCUGGUCAUCGAGACCAAGAAGCACUACCAGGACACCUUCUUCAAGCUGGCCCUGAAGAGCGGCUUCUACGACUUCACCGCCUCGCGCGAUUGGUACCGCGACAUCACCAAGGCGUCAGGCGACGGCAUGCACCUCGACCUGGUAAAGCGCUACGUCGAGCUGCAGGCGCUGCUGCUGACGCCCAUUGCGCCGCACGUCUGCGAGUACCUGUGGCGCGAUGUCCUGAAGCACGAGGACAGCGUGCAGACGGCGCUGUACCCGACCGUGCCGGACCCCAGCCCAAGCCUGACGGCGGCCCGCAACUACAUCCGCAACACCACCUCAAACAUCACGGCCGCCGAGGGCCUGCAGACGAAGAAGCUGGCCAAGGGCAAGGCCAUUGCGUUCGACCCCAAGAAGGCCAAGAAGCUGACCGUCUUUGUUGCCGACGCCUUCCCCGAGUGGCAGGACAAGUGCAUUGAGGUCGUGAAGCAGGUGCUGGAGGCGACGGGCAGCAUCGACGUCAAGAACGUCUCAGGCAAGCUCGACAAGGCGGAGCUGAAGAAGUCGAUGCCGUUCAUCCAGGCGCUGAAGAAGCGCAUCGACGGCGGCGAGGACGCGACGGCCGUGUUUGACCGCAAGCUCGCGUUUGACGAGCUGUCCACGCUGGAGACCAUGAUCCCGGGCCUGAAGCAGACGGUCAACAAGCUGGAGACGGUCGUGGUUGUGUCUGUCAAGCCGGGCGCGACGUCUGGCGUUGUGCACAAGGGCGAGGGCCAGACGCUGGAUCCCCUGCCGCAAGCGGCGGCGGCUGCCACGCCGGGCAACCCGAGCUUCCUGUUCGAGAACGCGUAA
Sporothrix brasiliensis 5110 is the source of this 3387-nucleotide messenger RNA. RefSeq names its product leucyl-tRNA synthetase. Gene Ontology annotation, molecular function: leucine-tRNA ligase activity; aminoacyl-tRNA deacylase activity; ATP binding. The coding region runs from base 1 to 3387 and encodes 1128 amino acids. Lineage: Eukaryota; Fungi; Ascomycota; Sordariomycetes; Ophiostomatales; Ophiostomataceae. Gene Ontology annotation, biological process: leucyl-tRNA aminoacylation. The transcript has 5 exons. The record is from RefSeq and is a predicted model, not a curated record.